AUUGUCUCAGUUGGCACUGCUGCAGCAUUCGCCUGCUCAAAGGCAGGCAUGUUAGCAUUUAUAACUACAUACAUAUAUAUGCAUGGAGAAUAAACACAGCGCAGAAGACCCAAGAUAAGAGGAAGCGUAAAUUGUUUAAAGAACAAACAGGCAUACGGAACAAAAACGAUAACAAAAGCUAAGCAAACAAAUAAUAAUAACGCACGGAAUCCGACUCCAACUCCGACUGAAAUAGAAAAUGGGAGCAGGCAGGGAGCAGAAAAGGAAUUGUUAGUUCGGAGCAGACCAAGCGUGAAAUAAUCACAUUAACUAACACACAACCCAAAAGCAGAAGGCGACACUCGACAGUCAACACUUGCCCGGACGACAACAAACAAGCCUACCCGGCUGCGCAGAAGGAAGGACAGACUUCUGGCCAAAGUCUUUGCCCGGAGCCAAGUGCCAGUGUCGCAGGCGACGUUGCUGCAGCAACCAGCUGCUCCCAGGCAGAGGAAGGAGGAUCUGAAGGCAAUGCCAACCCAGCUGUGACACUUUAGACGAUUCCAGUCAAGUGCAAAGAGCAGGGAGCAGGGAGCAGGGCUCAAAUGGAAAUUCAAUGGGCCAUUGGGCAUAAGGUAGUGCAGUAUCGACUGAGCACCGGCCGUACAAAAGUGCUGGAAACCAAAUGUGGCAAGGUGAAGGGCAUGGAGCGCAAGACCUUCUACGAUGGGGAGUCCUACUACUCCUUUGAGGGCAUACCCUUUGGCCAGCCACCGGUUGGCGAGCUACGGUUCCGGGCGCCACAGCCGGCCAAGCCCUGGCAGGGGGUAAGGGACUGCACGCACGCUCGAUCGCAGCCCAUGCAGAAGAACGUUAUAACGAAUAAGGUGGAGGGAUCUGAGGACUGUUUGUUCCUGAACGUGUACGUGAAGCGACUGGAGUCACCGCGUCCACUGCCAGUUAUGGUCUGGAUCUAUGGCGGCGGCUUUCAAAUAGGCGGUGCCAUGCGGGACAUAUACGGGCCGGACUACUUCAUGAAGCACGACGUACUGCUGGUCACCUUUAAUUAUCGCGUGGGUGCGCUUGGCUUCCUGAGCCUAAAAGAACGCGAACUGCAGGUACCUGGCAAUGCCGGCCUCAAGGAUCAGGUACUGGCACUGCGCUGGGUGCGCGAUCACAUAGCCAGCUUCAAUGGCGAUCCGGACAACAUCACGCUGAUGGGCGAAAGUGCUGGCGGCACGUCCGCACACAUCCUUAUGCACACGGAACAGACGCGCGGCCUCUUCCAUCGCGCCAUUGUGCAGUCGGGCUCCGCGCUGUGCGAAUGGGCCAUCCAGCCGGAUAGCGGCUGGGCCCAGCGGCUGGCCAGUCGGUUGGGCUACAAGGGCGAGGCGGACAAUGAGAAGCAGCUGUUGAAAUUUCUGAGCGGGACAUCUGGCAGCCAGCUGGCGCUGCACUGCAAUGCGAUUGUGACCCAGGAGGAGCAUCGAAAUUACGAGAUAAUUGCCUUCGGACCUGUCGUGGAGACAUAUGUGGGCGAGGACUGUGUGGUGCCGCGGCCACAUCUCGAGCAACUGGCCAGCGCCUGGAGCAACGAGCUGCCUCUCAUCAUUGGCGGCACCUCCUUCGAGGGCCUGUUCAGCUACCAGACCACAUUACAGGAUCCGGAGCACAUGCUCAGUGCCUUCGAGGCACUCAUUCCGCGACCCGUGCGCGAGGCCGUCGACGCCAACGAGCUGGCCGAGCAGCUGCGUCGCCUCAAGCUGGCCUACUUCGAUGAUGCGGACCGGACCAAAAUGGAGCUGUUCGAGUGCUUGCGUCUGCUGAGCGUAAAGAAUUUCUGGCAUGGCAUUCAUCGUGCGCUGCUCGCCCGGGCUGCCUAUGCUCCAGCCACGCCCACCUACUUGUAUCGUUUCGACAUGGACUCGCCGCAUUACAAUCACUACCGCGCCCUGAAGUGCGGGCGGCAGGUGCGGGGCGUGUGCCACGCGGACGACCUCUCCUACAUGUUCUACACGCUGCUGUCCGCCAAGCUGGACAGAGCCUCGCCCGAGUAUCGCACCAUAGAGCGACUCAUCGGCAUGUGGACCUCGUUCGCCACGACUGGCAACCCCAAUUGCCCGCAAAUCGAGCCAACCCAGUGGGAGCCCCUGCGACCGGGCGGCUCGGAGCUCUGCCUCAAUAUCAGUGAAGAGUUGGAGUUUAUGCCGCUGCCGGAGAGUAAAGAGUUCGUGGUAUGGGACAGCUUCUAUACAAGAGAGAGUUUGUACUAAAGAUGCUAUUGAAGCUGAUCGAGCUCUUACCUAGCUGUUCAUUUGUGCAUUUAGUGAACUAGUUCCGACCAAACUAGUUCACUUUUAGCUUGCUUUAUGUCUUUGUCGUUAGAGUCUGUACUACUUAUUUAUUAAUCUCGUUACGAUCUGCGAGAUGGCUUUAAAGUAUUUCUGCAAUCAGUAGGUAAAAUAUUCCUAUAAGUAUUAUUCUUCUAUGUUUUCCAUUACUCAU
This is a messenger RNA of Drosophila montana, 2484 nucleotides long. RefSeq names its product gasoline (gene gas). The record is from RefSeq and is a predicted model, not a curated record. Lineage: Eukaryota; Metazoa; Arthropoda; Insecta; Diptera; Drosophilidae. The transcript has 2 exons. Bases 585 to 2252 code for a protein of 555 amino acids. Gene Ontology annotation, molecular function: serine hydrolase activity.